AUGUUCCCGGUUCCUCAUGUUUUGAAUGGAAAUUCAAAGACUGGUGCAACUGAUUGCUCCAUGACCAAUCGAGUAAUCGAUGUUGCUGAUGAAAUUAUAUUAACAUCGUUGAUUUAUAUAAGCAUUAGGGUUAAUUGUAGCAGUUGGCAUUCGUGGUGGAGAAGAAUCAUGGGAUGGUUGGCGCUCAAUGUAAUCAACUGCUAUGAGGUUAGAAGUUUGGCAUCGAUCUUGAUGGAGGUUGAAGAACGUGGGAAGGGAUCGAUGUUGACGGAGCAGCAUCACACUGCAGAAUUUAAUCCCUCCAUCGUUUCAGGUAAACAAAACUGGUAUACCUGUUGA
This is a messenger RNA of Lactuca virosa, 339 nucleotides long. NCBI's taxonomy places the organism in Eukaryota, Viridiplantae, Streptophyta, Magnoliopsida, Asterales, Asteraceae. The record is from the annotation of a GenBank genome assembly.